Molecule: messenger RNA, 939 nt
Organism: Peromyscus californicus insignis
Lineage: Eukaryota; Metazoa; Chordata; Mammalia; Rodentia; Cricetidae
Product: olfactory receptor 4F15-like
Exons: 1
Coding region: 1-939 (312 amino acids)
Biological process (GO): G protein-coupled receptor signaling pathway
Cellular component (GO): membrane
Molecular function (GO): G protein-coupled receptor activity; olfactory receptor activity
Source: RefSeq, a predicted model, not a curated record
AUGAAUGAAACAAAUUACACAGAGGUGUCUGAAUUUGUGUUUCUUGGACUUUCAACAUCUAGACCAAUACAACAUUUCUUCCUUGUCUUCUCUAUGGUGUUUUAUGUAGCCAUUGUGCUGGGAAACACCCUUGUUGUGCUUACAGUGGCCUUUGACCCACGUUUACAUUCCCCUAUGUACUUUCUUUUGGGAAACCUCUCAUUCAUUGAUUUAUGUCUUUCCACCUUAACUGUUCCCAAAAUGAUUUCUGAUCUGUACUCUGGGCACAAUACCAUCUCAUUCCAGAGCUGUGUCUUCCAGAUAUUUGUCCUUCAUGUCUUAGGAGGAUGUGAGAUGGUGUUGCUGAUAGCCAUGGCCUGGGACAGAUAUGUGGCCAUAUGCAAGCCCCUCCACUACCUGACCAUCAUGAGCCCAAGGACUUGCCUUUUGCUUCUUUCUGGUGCUUGGAUUAUUGGGUUCCUGCAUUCAGUGGCCCAGUUAGCUUUUAUUGUCCAUUUGAGAUUUUGUGGUCCUAAUAAGAUAGAUAGUUUUUACUGUGAUCUUCCUAGGUUCAUCAAAUUGGCCUGCACAGACACUUACAGAAUGGAAUUCAUGGUUGCUGCCAACAGUGGCAUCAUUUCUAUUGGCACCUUCUUUUUAUUAAUUGUUUCCUACAUUCUUAUCCUGUUCUCUGUAUGGAAACAUUCAUCAGGUGAUUUGUCCAAGGCUCUCUCCACACUUUCUGCUCACAUCUCUGUGGUGGUUUUGUUCUUUGGACCAUGCAUCUUCGUGUACAUGUGGCCAUUUCCUACUGUCCCAGUGGAUAAGUUUCUUGCCAUUCUGGACUUCAUGAUUACACCCAUCCUGAACCCUGCCAUUUACACACUGAGGAACAAAGACAUGAAGGUGGCAAUGAAGAGACUAAGUGAUCAGCUUCUGCAUUUUAGGAAAAUGUCCUGA